CACAUUUCAAAGUUGAUCCCUUGUUUGAAAAAUGGAUUCAGUCUUUUCUGUAAUUGGAUCAUAUGUGGAUUGGGAUGUCAGAAGUCUUCUGAUCUUCAUAGCGGUUUUCAUCCUCACCACAGAUUAUAUUAAGAACCGCCGGCCAGCCAGCUUUCCUCCAGGGCCUUUGGCUCUUCCAAUCGUGGGCAACAUGUUCUCUGUGGAUCACAACAAGGCCCAUGAGAGUAUGACACAGUUAGCAGGGAAGUAUGGAGAUGUGUACAGUCUGCGAAUGGGCCAGGAGUGGAUAGUGGUCUUAAAUGGGUAUGAGGUUUUAAAAGAAGCUCUUGUUACUCAAGGAGACAGUCUGGCAGACCGUCCAUCCCUCCCUUUGCAGAACGACAUAAGCAAUGGAUUAGGUGUAGUUUUCAGUAGUGGACACUUGUGGAAGCAGCAGAGGCGUUUUACGCUUUCAACCCUAAGAUACUUUGGUUUCGGCAGGAAGUCACUUGAACCUGUCAUCCUGGAUGAGUUUACAAAUUGUGCAAAAGACAUUCAAAGUUAUAAAGGCAAGCCCUUCAAUCCACGACUCAUCGUUGGCAACGCCGUCUCCAACAUCAUCUGCUCCUUGGUUUUUGGGCAUCGCUUUGAGUACAAUGAUCAGAGGUUCAAGCAACUGUUAAGCUGGUUUGAGACAGCACUCCAGCUUGAAGCCUCAAUUUGGGUACAGUUUUACAACUCAUUCCCUCUGCUGAUGAGACGUUUACCAGGGCCACAUCAGACCAUCCUGAACAUUUGGGAUAACGUGAGGGACUUCCUAAGAGAGGAGCUGAAGGAGCACAAACAAAACUGGGAUCCCUCUGACCUAAGAGACUACAUUGACUGCUACCUGAAAGAGAUUCAGACGAGUAAGGGGCAGGCUGACAACACUUUUGAGGAAGAAAACCUGUUAAUGUGUGUCCUGGAUUUGUUUGUGGCUGGCUCAGAGACUACAUCCACCACCCUUCGCUGGUCCUUCCUCUACAUGGCGAAGUACCCUGAGAUCCAGGAAAAGGUCCAGGCUGAGAUAGACAGAGUUAUAGGACAGUCUAGACAGCCAUCAAUGGACGAUCGUGUAAACCUGCCCUAUACUGAUGCUGUCCUCCAUGAGGUCCAGAGAAUAGGCAACAUAGCUCCUCUCAGCCUGCCUCACAUGAACAACAAGGAUAUCCAGCUGGGAGGAUACACUGUCCCAAAGGGAUCUACAAUCAUCACAAAUUUGACUUCAGUCCUGUUUGAAAAGAAUCAGUGGGAAACACCCAACACCUUCAACCCAGGACACUUCCUGAACGAGGAGGGCAAGUUUGUGAAGCCAGCUGCUUUCAUGCCUUUCUCUGCAGGUAAGCGGCUAUGCCUUGGUGAGAACCUGGCAAGGAUGGAGCUUUUCCUCUUCUUCACCUCCUUCAUGCAGCACUUCACCUUCUCCAUGCCUGCAGGGGUGGAGCCUGUGACCGACUACCUCUACGGUGUAACUCUGGCACCAUGGCAGUAUGAAAUCUGCGCCACCUCACGUUAAGAGAAGCUCUCACUGACAGAAAACGGUCAAAAGCAAUAAUCUUUGUUUUUUUUGUUGGCCUCAAUUAUGAUUAUGUGAUUGGAUUAUUCCAACUGAUACUUUGCUUUCUUUUUUAAUACCCUGCAUGAUAGUUAGUAAUGAUAUUUCUUUGAUGCUGCUAUGAGAAAUUCAGAAUGACAAAAAGCUAACCGUGACCUCUUGUGAUUGUGACAAUGUUUUAGGGUUUAGAGAAUAAUUCAUUCGCCCUGGCUUAAAUUAUUAAAACAUUGAAUGAGCCCCACUGCCAAUAUCUCUUUAAGAGUUAACUGAGGUGACUUGUUUUUUUAGUUUGGUUGAGCUUGGAUUAAAUGCCUUUUUAUGACAUUUUCAAAGAUUACACGAAACAUUUUGCAUAAUUAUGUCCUUGAAUAUUAGCAGCAUCCCACUUUCAAAGGGCAGGAUUCUUUGACGGACCCAGCCUUGGUACACAUAACUUAACAACCUUCACCAAGAUUUGGAGAUAAAAAAGAAGUCUUGAAACUUGAAUUUAACAUUUGUGAAGAUCACUAUUGAGUUGGAACCAAAUGUUAUUUUUUAACAUUGUAUUACUCAGCCGCUUGAGAGUCUGCCUUCUUGUUUAACUUGUCAUGCACCUGAUCCAUCCUCCAUGUGCCUAGGAAAUGUAGGAUAAAUUUGUCGACCACAUUAGGAGCCUUUGAUGGGCCGCUGUGCAGUUAUCAGUCUUUGGAUGCAUCCUUUGGAGGAUGCAGCCCCUGAAUUGGGAAACAGCUAAUCUUAUAGGUUGAAAGUGAAUAAAAUUAAACCCCCUUAGUACCAGAUUAGAUACAGAAAUGCCACUGCACAUCAAAACCGUACAGCAAAGUAACCUGAUAUUCAGAAUAUUCACGAUGGACUUAGAG
Notolabrus celidotus (New Zealand spotty) is the source of this 2433-nucleotide messenger RNA. RefSeq names its product cytochrome P450 2J2-like. Gene Ontology annotation, biological process: xenobiotic metabolic process. Lineage: Eukaryota; Metazoa; Chordata; Actinopteri; Labriformes; Labridae. The coding region runs from base 32 to 1534 and encodes 500 amino acids. Gene Ontology annotation, molecular function: oxidoreductase activity, acting on paired donors, with incorporation or reduction of molecular oxygen, reduced flavin or flavoprotein as one donor, and incorporation of one atom of oxygen; iron ion binding; heme binding. The record is from RefSeq and is a predicted model, not a curated record. Gene Ontology annotation, cellular component: cytoplasm; intracellular membrane-bounded organelle. The transcript has 9 exons.